Trichomonas vaginalis G3 is the source of this 183-nucleotide messenger RNA. Its product is annotated as structural constituent of cytoskeleton. The coding region runs from base 1 to 183 and encodes 60 amino acids. The transcript has a single exon. The record is from RefSeq and is a predicted model, not a curated record. NCBI's taxonomy places the organism in Eukaryota, Parabasalia, Trichomonadida, Trichomonadidae.
AUGAGUAUCAACUACCAGCCAUCAACAGGCGUCCCAAGUGGCCAUCUCGCAAAGGUACAGCGCUGCUGGGUAUGGAAGAAGCUGAAUUCCCAGAAGCUUGCCCUCCUCGAGAAGGACUACGACGAUGUCGCUGCUGAAACAGUCGAAGAUGGCAAUGAGGAAGAAGAUGGUGACGAAAUGUAA